UUCGUGUUAAAACUCCAUAAUGCGGCGUUACAUUCGUGCGCUAAUGUUGUGCACAGUGUUUGCCGUCUUUUCGGGUUUGUAUGUUUACAGUAAGCUGCUUUACUCGGACGUGCCGGUCGGAGGAAAUGGACCGAAGAGGGUUUUCAUCCCACCGAGAGUCCCCGGAGGCAGGCGAGGGGCAGCGGACAAAAGUGGGCCCCGAAGCCCGCACUGGUAUAACAGAUACAUCAUGCGUCAGCAGGGCCAGGUGGAGGCGGGUGGUGGCGGCCUUCAGAGCAGACCUGAAACUCCCAUGCACCUGGCUGUGGUGGCCUGUGGGGAGAGGCUGGAGGAGACUCUCACCAUGAUCAAGUCUGCUGUGCUUUUCAGCAUCAAGCGCCUCCACCUGCACAUCUUUGCUGAAGAUCAGCUGCACGCUGGCUUCAUGGAAGCUUUGGAGUCUUGGCCUGGUUUUAUUCGCUCCAAAUUCAACUACACAGUGUACUCCAUCAGCUUCCCCAGUGAGAACGCAGCCGAGUGGAAGAAACUCUUCAAACCCUGCGCCUCUCAGAGGCUCUUCUUACCUCUCAUCCUAAAGGACGUUGACUCGAUCGUGUACGUCGACUCAGACAUCCUCUUCCUGCAGCCCGUAGACCGCCUGUGGGCCUUCUUGUCUCAGUUAAAUUCCUCCCAGCUGGCCGCUAUGGCCCCAGAGCACGAGGAGCCCCGGAUCGCCUGGUACAACCGCUUUGCCCGCCACCCCUUCUACGGCAGGACGGGCAUCAACUCAGGGGUCAUGCUCAUGAACAUGACAAGGAUGAGAAGCGUGUUCUUUAAGAAUGAUAUGACGUCUGUGGGGCUGCGUUGGGAGGAGCUGCUCAUGCCUCUACUUCAGAAAUAUAAACUCAACAUAACCUGGGGAGACCAGGACCUCCUCAAUAUCAUCUUCCACCAAAACCCUGAGUGCCUGCUGGAGUUCCCGUGCCAGUGGAAUUAUCGUCCAGACCACUGUAUCUAUGGCAGUAAUUGUGCAUCAGCAGAAGAAGAUGGCAUCUACAUACUGCAUGGAAACAGAGGGGUUUACCACGACCACAAACAGCCUGCGUUCAGGGCUGUUUAUGAGGCCAUACGAAAGUACUCUUUUGGUGCCGACCCGGUGACUUCUUUGCUGGAUCCUUUAGAGAAGGAGCUGUUGAACACGACACACACUUAUUGUGGUAAAACCCACCCGCUCUUCACCAGGAAACUGGCACACAGCCUGGCAAACAUCAACAGGAAGGCCUCACAUGGACGGUGACAAAAAUGAAUCACACUGAUGGGACAGAGGCCAAAAGGAGAGAGACUGAGCCUUUGGUCUGACUUUUACAAGCAAGAACAGUGCUAAUUAUGACUGGCCAGACAAACCUCUUAUGCAUGAGCAAAAAACGAUUCAUGAUCCGAUCUCGCCUUUGCCUUCUUACCUGGUGUUUUUGAUGCGCUCUCGUUACCCUCGUUGAGAUCAGACGUCUGUCCUCCAGAGCAAACCCUGCACAUGAGACAUUGGAGGUGGCACCAAAUCAGCCCCAGACUCCCUUUAAUAAAAUCACAGAAUUUUGUGAGUUGAUGAGCUUGAAAAAACUUUAUCAACUUUGUGAACACGCUCUAAUUAUUUGUCCCCUCUUGUAAAUUCGGAAAGUUUAAUACCUGAAGUUAUUCCUCACAGUUUGCCCCAGUGUGUUGACUACUAUGCGACCUGAUAAAUUAUUUGCCUUGUUUUUCCUCAUCCAGAUAACAUGUCCUUUUAUCACUUCAAUCAGGUGUAAAUGGGGUCAAACUGUUCAAACAAAGUGAACACAAAAUGUCUGAAGAUGCGGACAGCUUUGUGGACAGCUAAUGAGUGCAGCUUCUCCAUUAUUUGUUGAACAGCUGCUUAAAGCUGAAUAAGACAGUUGGGAUUGUCUCAGACUGAGACUAAUAAGUGCUCGCCUCUCGUAAAUUGCUCUGGAUAAGAGCGUGAUGUAAAUGCCUGAAAUCGACUGUAAAUGUUUCAAAGGCAAGGCGGCCUGUAGCAAAGUACUGAACUUAGCAGAGAAGAAUAUUUACGACACAUUUAACAAGCCAACAAGCAUCUAGCCUGUUCUAGCCUAGCCUGGGCUUUUGGUUACUAACUAAAGGUGAAUAUUCAUCAUGGUGCAGGAGAUUAAAGUUUGGAAGCACAGCUCUUGACUUUCCAUAUUGGAGAAUUUAUUGAACCUUGUGAAACACUCUUAUUAAAAGAGACAAAAAUCAUGCCAGAACUUGAAAGAGGCUUUCAACAGGGCCUGUAUUUGAGAGACGUUUGCACUGGACCACUUUCAACCACCAGAAACCACUUCAUUACCAGCAAGAUGGAGAAGUCAUUUCAGAGACCAUGCAAGGAAAAAUGGUAAUUAGUGAAUUAAGACAACAGUGUGAUAAUGUGAAUGAUUGCUGGAACAGUUCUUCAUAUGUGAUUUUCAACAGUGGCAGGGGUUGUGUAUUUGAAACCUGUAUCAGAGGACUGUUUUUCUGAGUAAAUGUUUGUCCUCUUGUAUGUAAGUUCUUCUAUGUAAUAAUAAUUUUACCCCAAGCUAAUUGGGGUGAUCGACGUAGUGCAUUGUUCACACAUCCUUUUUUUUAAAAGGAAUUGUCUAUUGUCUAGACACGCAGAUACGCUAAAACUCCAGUGUCAUAGUUGAUUAUACACAGUACAGCCAGCACACAUUGCUCCUGAACAUGUGAAUAAGCUACAAGUUUGUCUCCUGAUGCCAAAGUAUUUCUUUUAAUGACUAUGAGUUUUGCACUGUUGAAUGUAUGACGAACACUUAGGGUUGAAAUCAAAAUGUUAGUAUUAGUGCUUAUGUUAGUAUGGUUGUGAUGUGUUUACUUGUUUAUAUGUCAGUGUGUUGAAAGUAAAAUUACAGUGGUUGUUUUUUUUUGUUUUUGUUUUUUUUACAUUAAAGAUCAUU
This is a messenger RNA of Chelmon rostratus (copperband butterflyfish), 2945 nucleotides long. RefSeq names its product glucoside xylosyltransferase 1b (gene gxylt1b). The record is from RefSeq and is a predicted model, not a curated record. Bases 20 to 1276 code for a protein of 418 amino acids. The transcript has 7 exons. Lineage: Eukaryota; Metazoa; Chordata; Actinopteri; Chaetodontiformes; Chaetodontidae. Gene Ontology annotation, biological process: protein O-linked glycosylation via N-acetylgalactosamine. Gene Ontology annotation, molecular function: UDP-xylosyltransferase activity.